Molecule: messenger RNA, 6641 nt
Organism: Brassica rapa (field mustard)
Lineage: Eukaryota; Viridiplantae; Streptophyta; Magnoliopsida; Brassicales; Brassicaceae
Product: L-ascorbate oxidase
Cellular component (GO): extracellular region
Molecular function (GO): copper ion binding; oxidoreductase activity
Source: RefSeq, a predicted model, not a curated record
CGAUUCCGAUUCCGGUUCCGAAGCGGGAAGCGAACGUCCGAUGAAGCUUCCGUGCAACGUAGAUCAAUACUAUUAAAACAGAAGGCCCUUUUUUUAGGUGACCUUCUGUUUCAGCAAUAUUUACAAAAUCAUGCCACUGGCUUAAUUAAAACCAAUGUUUUUAUUUAAUUCUGAUUUUUCAAAAUUCUUUUGAUUUAAAUAGCAACCCCUACAUUUAAUUAACAAUGCCUUCCUAUCGGGUUAUUUAAACAGCAACACCUACGUUUUAAACAACUUCAAUUGUUAUAAACAGCAACACUGAUUUUCAAUUCUUAUACAGUAUACGUACAUAACAUCUUUGUAUAUUGAUUCUGUUUUUCCAUCAACACCAAAGCUUGAACGUUUAUUGGAAUCUGCAAACUACUAAUAAAAACAAUACAUUCUGUUAAUACCAAUGUAUCUGUAUCGACCAUUCAUCACUUCGAAUCCAUGUUUUGGUUACAAAAGAUUACACCAGAAAACAUACAUGUUGCAGUAUUCAAAAUCAUGAAAAUCUAACACUUUAUAGUAUUAUUCGUAAGCUUGCAUUUUUAUAUGUAUAGUAUGUGAUACAAACGAACCCAUAAACCCCAGAUCCUUUUCAGUAUUUUAAUUUAUUAAAAUAAAGCAAUAUCAUAAAUACCAAUCUUUUUUGGGUUUAAAAACGAUAAAUAGCUAUACUAUCAAAUAAAAAGCAAAAAUUUAAGCAAAUAAACUAUUUUUUUUUCCGAAGUUGCUUAAAUAACAAUAACCAACAUAUUAAAUCAUAAAUACCUGGUCAAGUUUUAUAUUUUCAUCUUUAAAAUAUCAAUAACAACCAAUCAAAACAAGAAGCCACAAAAUUUGGUAACUUAAAAGUUAAAACUCUAUCAUGGAAUAAAAUUUUACAUAAUAAAUACACAUAAUUAGUAUCCUCACGGGAUUAACCACUGUGCAAUAUAUUCAACAAAAUUAUUGAAUUUUCAAAGUUUUUUUCAAAUCAAUAACCAAAAAUAUAAACCACUAAAUCAAAAGCUAAAAAUUUGGCAAAAAAAACUAGAUUGGAAGGAAUACAUAACCAUAUCGAAUAAUCAUAAAUACCAAUCUUUUUCAAAUCAAUAACCAUAAGUAACUAUACCAUUAAAUAAAAAGAUUUCAUUUAAGCAAUUAACAAAAUUUUCGGAAGCUGCUUAAAUAUCAAUAACGAAUAUACAAAAUCAUAAAUAACUGGUCAAUCUUUAUAUUUUCAUAUCUUUAAAAUCUUAAUAACAACCAAUCAAAACAAGAAACCGCAGAUUUUGGUAAUUUUGAUCUAUAUUAUAAUAAACCGAAUAUCUAAUUUGUAUAACUUGAAUAAACUUGAUUCACAAGAUAUAUAUGAUUUGAAAAUAUAUAUAUAUAUAUAUAUAUAUAUCUAUAUAUAUAUAUAUAUAUAUGAUUUGAUUAAACUCACGGCAAAUAUUCUCUAACAACAUUGAAUUGGAAUAUCCUAAACCCACGACCUUUUCUUUUGCUAUAUAUACAGCAUUUUAACCUGAAAGCAAACACACAGAUUUCAAAACGUUUCACAAAAUCACACAUAAUGUCUUCUAAGAAAAAGAUGGUGUACCUUGAUGAGAGAUUAGGCCAUGGAAAACAAUUUGGUUGAUUGAAGCCAAAGUCAUACACACCUGAAAACCAUCCAAUGUCGGGUUUGGUGAGACUUUAGAGAUCAUAUUUGCAGACAAAAAGGUAAAUGAAGAGACAUUUUGAAUUGAGUAGUAAUAUAUUACCUGAUUAAUGUUAGCUACUAUCUCAUGCCAUCUCAGAAUUAUCCUAAUCUCCUUAGUUUAUUUCCUUACAUUUCUAUAAAUACUUAUUUAAUUUUUUUAUUGUAGGAGGAUCUACAAUUUUAACAAACAGGAGUUUAUUUAAUUGUAUACCUUUUGAAUGUUUGUUUCGGACAAACUCAACACCAUGUUUGUACGGCUUAAACUUUAAAUAAAUUAUUUACUUAUAAGUCAUCGCAACAUGUUUCCAUCUCAUCUGAAUAAGAAAUAAAAUCAUCGUAUUCAACAUACAAAACAGAUUAAAAAAAAAGUUAGUUCUGAAAAUACAAUAUUUAAAAGAGAUAUGGAUGAAGAAGAGAAAAGAAAAUAACAAUGGAUUUACCUUUUAGGGAUCGGAUGAAGUGUUACUUUCGGAAAUCACCAUCUUCUUCAGUUCUUCUCUUUAACCAAGAGGAACCGACAGCUGAGAGAGUGAAAUGUUUUUAAUGAAAUCUGAAGAAAAACACAUGUUUAUCGGUUCCUUUAAUGGGCUUUAGAUUAAAAAAAUCUCAAGGCCCAAACUAAAAACACAUCUUUAAUAUAUAACCACUACAUUAUAUUUAUAAUAAUUAUUUUAACUGAAUUUAUCUAAUUUAUUAAUUUAUUUAAAAUAAAUAUUUAAUUGAAAUGAUCAAAUUUUAUUUAGUUAAUUAAUUAAACAUCAUAAAAAUUAAGUGUAAAUAUAUUACUAACAUUAUAUUUAAAACAAAAACAAGCCUAUUAACCGGAAACAAAAAUAACUAUAUUUGAAGAAAAUAUAAUUUUAUAAACUAACAUAAUAUUUUUUUUAAUAUCGAAUAUUAGUAAACAAAAUUAAAAUUUUUAAGUUCCUUAACAAGAAAAAAAAAGGAGCCAAAUCGCUGAAGGUACCAAAUGGAUGUACAAGCAAAUGAACACAAACCUUUGGAGUUUUUGUCUAUUGAAUCACCAAAUCGAAUGAGCUCACCAAGGUCUUUCUUUCAAUGCAUCCGAACAACUUCUAUUUCAUCGGAUCUAUUAUAUUAUUUAAGUCAUCGUAGGGACAUGCAAACCAAAUAAAAUAAGCUUUGUGUAAGAAUUGAUUUGAGUUCAACUCUCUACCGAGGAUAAAGAAAAUAGAGUAAAAGGUUUACCUCGGAGAUGAGGUCGAUUCGUGGAAGACACAACUCAUUGCUUGCUUCAAUCGCCUUUUGAGAGUUUGAUUUUUUUUUUGUAACCAGAAAGUUGUCUGAAAAUGGUAAAAAUAUCUGGAGUCUAUCGGGUAGAAGCUAGAAUUAGUGUGAGCUUGGGCCGAUUUUGAUGAAAUCCUUAUGUAAAAGAAUUUGCUUAAGAAAAAAAAUAUAAAUUACAGCCCAUCUUGAUAAUUUUAUGAGCUAAAUUAUAAUCAAGCCAUAUUCUGGCCCAUUUAAAAAAAAAAAAUAACAAUAACAUAUCAAAUAAAAAGAAUUAAAUUAUAAUUAAUUCAACAUUUAUAAUGUACUAAUAAUAUAAACAUUCAAAGUUUUUUAAAAAAUAAACUAUAACAUUUUUUCAAUUUUAUUGUAAUUAAUAGUUAAGAUAAAUAUAUGUUAUCCUAUAUCCUACAAAGAAAUACUGAUCAAACUCUAUUCCCAAGUAAAACUUUACCACAAAUAAAUAUUAUAUGUGUACAAUAUAAUUUAUUCAUAAUUUAAAAUCUGAAAGGCAUAGAAAUCAUAAUUUACCUUAACUUUAAGUUAACAAAUAAAAAAUCAAUACUAUUAUAGUAGAUUGAUAUAUUGUUAUUAUGUGAAAAAUUUAAUCUCUUAUAAAAUACAAGCAAAAUAUACAUAUUUAGAUAUGUUAAUAUAACUGAAAAAAUUCUCGCACUUUCAUAAUAUAAAUGCUAUUGUUUGCUAUCUUAUUAUACCCUAUUUAAAGAAAAAAAUGAAAAAAAAAUUCAAAAUGUUUUAUUUUACUUUAUUGGAAACAAUAAAUCUGAAUAGAAAUGCAACCAGAACCAAAAUAGUCGAAACUAUAUCAGCUUCAUAUUAUAUCCAGAUCCAAACGUAAAACCAAACAAUUCAAACACUCUAACCAAACACAACUUUAUACAUAAACAAAUGGUUCAUAUAUUUUAAACCACAAAACCCAAACACAACAACUAAAACAAAAAUUAAAAAUCAAUAUAAAUAAAUCAGAACUAUACUGAAAACCGAAUGUCUUGCCAAAACAUAUGAAUCAACAAACAUUCAUGUUAAUAAAAUUGUCAAAAAAAAUUAUCCCGCGCUUUCAAAGCGCGGGUCACUAUCUAGUAUUUAAUUAUAAUCUUUUGUAUAUUUUUCAGAUAACAACAAAAUAUAUAUAAGAAUUAUCUUAUUUUUCAAAUUUUUGAUUGCUAAAGCAAAAGUUGAAAGCCGUGUAGAAGCAUCAAACACACUCGACUUUUAUGACUUGAGAAGUUGAUGAGGUACAUAUGAUAUUCUAUUCUAUUUAUUUUGCUGAGAAAAGUCGAUGUAUUAUUAGAAUUAGCGCCAAAUCAUAGAAAAGUAUUACGCGUUUUUCCUCUAAUGUUUCUCUAAAAAGGCAAGUGGUUUAUCUUUAAUCACAUGACAUGCAAUGGACCAACCUGCCAACUAGGAAUUAAUAUAUCAUUUUAUCUUUUUUUUGAAAAAAAAAUAUAUAUAUAUAUAUUAUAUCAUUUUAUCUUGGGGUCAGAUAAGUUUUCAUUUAUAACGUAACCUGAAUUUUACGCUGGUUUGAAAUAUGUAAAUUUUUAACACAUGUUUUGAUGUCAAUAGAGAAAAGAACAAAGAAAAAUCAAUGAAGACUUUCAAAAUAUGAUUCAUUUGUAGAAUUUUCUUACACAAACAACGCAGACAAGUCUCUUCUACUUCACAUGACUUAUCAUUGUGUAUUAAGUAUAAUAUAUAUACAUGCAUUAGUAAUAACACAAUAAGAAUCUCGAUCUUUGUAAGUAUAUAGUAUUUCUUAAAUCAAGUGUUCGUUGGAAAAUGUUCCACUGAAAUAACAGCUUCUUUAUCUUCUUUAGUACAGAUUCUUGGACACACAACUAAGAAAAUGAUGAGAUCCUGUAGAUUUUCUGACACAAGUCAUGUCUUCACUCUUAUGUUCAUCUGUUUCAUCACCCUGUUCUCUUCUUCCGUCCUCGUUCAGGGAAAGAUCCGGCGAUUCAAGUGGGAAGUGAAGUACGAGCUUAAGUCACCAGAUUGUUUUGAGAAGCUAGUCAUUACAAUAAAUGGGCAGUUGCCAGGUCCUACCAUCAAAGCUCAACAAGGUGACACCAUAAUUGUCGAGCUCAAGAAUAGCUUCAUGACUGAAAAUGUUGCUGUCCAUUGGCAUGGAAUCAGACAGGUUGGGACACCAUGGUUUGAUGGAGUGGAAGGUGUUACUCAAUGUCCAAUUCUUCCUGGAGAAAUCUUCACAUACCAGUUCGUCGUUGACAGACCUGGGACAUACAUGUAUCAUUCACACUACGGAAUGCAGAGAGAAUCUGGAUUAAUAGGAAUGAUUCGAGUUUCUCCUCCUAGUACAGAACCUGAACCGUUUACAUACGAUUAUGACCGGAGCCUUUUGUUAACCGAUUGGUAUCACAAAGGCAUGUCCGAGAAAGCGACUGGUUUAGCAUCCAUACCCUUUAAAUGGGUCGGUGAGCCACAGUCGCUUAUGAUACAAGGAAGAGGAAGAUUCAACUGCACAAACAACAUGAUGACUCCUCAGCGCUCGGAAGCUGAAGUAUGUAACGCUUCACACGCUGAUUGUUCACGUUUUGUCCUCAUGGUGAUCCCCGGGAAGACAUACCGGCUUCGAAUCGGUAGUUUGACGUCUCUCUCUGCUCUCAGUUUCCAAAUCGAGGGACAUAACUUGACGGUAGUUGAAGCCGAUGGACACUACGUUGAACCAUUCACUGUGAGGAAUCUCUUCAUAUACUCCGGAGAAACUUAUUCCGUGCUUCUCAAGGCAGAUCAAAACCCUAGCCGGAACUAUUGGAUCACCACAAGCAUCGUUAGCCGUCCAGAGAAAACUCCACCAGCAACCGCUGUACUCAACUACCACCCGCAUCAUCCACGUAAGCAUCCUCCGACGCCGGCAUCCUCCAAUUUUCGGCCAGAAUGGAACGACACGCGCCACCGUCUUGCACAAAGCGUAGCAAUCAAGGCACGUAAAGGAUUCGCACACGCGCCGCCGGAGAAUUCCGACAAAGUGAUUGUGCUCUUGAAUACACAGAACAAAGUUAACGGAUACAUGCGGUGGUCGGUCAACAACGUUUCCUACCAACACCCUACAACGCCAUAUUUAAUCGCAUUAAAGCAUAAUCUCACAAACGCAUUUGACUGGCGUUUCACGCCGCCAGAGAGGUACGAUUCUAAAAGCUACGACAUAUUCGCGGUACCCUCAAACGCUAACGCAACGAUGAGCGACGGGAUCUACCGCUUGAAGUUCAACUCCACCGUGGACGUGGUUUUACAGAACGCUAAUACGAUGAGCGUUAACAAUAGUGAAACGCACCCGUGGCAUUUACACGGUCAUGAUUUUUGGGUGCUUGGGUAUGGUGAAGGGAAAUUUAAUGAAAUGGAGGAUCCCAAAAGGUAUAAUCUGGUCGACCCGAUUAUGAAAAACACGGUUGCGGUACAACCGUAUGGCUGGACCGCUCUGCGUUUUAGAGCGGAUAAUCCUGGCGUUUGGGCGUUUCAUUGCCAUAUUGAGUCGCAUUUUUUCAUGGGAAUGAGGAUUGUGUUCGCGUCUGGGAUCGAUAGGGUUGCUAAUUUGCCUUCUUCUAUCAUGGGUUGUGGUCAGACUAAACGUUUAGUCUGAUGAUAUGUUUUAUUAAUUUUUGUAAUGCCAAAUAGAUGGAAUUUAUGGAAAUGCUUUCUUGAU